AUGACUAACUGUAAAGGCAGAUCAACCAUCUCCAAAACAAAUAGCAAAGUUCAUGACAGAGAAGGUUUUGUAAACUGGACCAUAAAUCUUAAUACAAUUCAGUCAGAUAAAUUUUUGAGAUUGCUUUUGAGCAUGGUUCCUGUUGUUUAUCAAAUUAACCAGGAGGAAAGACAUAAAAAAGUGAACGGUGUCUGGCAAGAUGGAUUACAACCAGCAGGACACAAUUUUAGUGUUCGAUCUGAACUACACACAGAGUACCACCACUUCUCAGAACAAACUUUUCAUGGUAGUAAUGGACACAGCCCAUCUAGCUGUAGCCCUAAAUAUGAUGAUUUUACCAAUUAUAAUUUCCAUGAUGGAAUGGACACUUCAGAAACAGAUGCCAUGUUGCAGGAAGACAAUCUAUCUAGUGAUGGUACUGAAGAUACCAUUGUGGAAGGAAGUAGAAAACAACCCAAAGAAUCUAGUAGUAUUAUGGCAUUACAGAUACUUGUACCUUUUUUGCUAGCAGGAUUUGGGACUGUUUCUGCUGGCAUGGUUUUGGAUAUUGUACAGCACUGGGAUGUGUUCAAGAAUGUUACUGAAGUUUUUAUCUUGGUUCCUGCACUUCUUGGUCUCAAAGGAAAUUUGGAAAUGACCUUGGCAUCCCGUCUGUCAACUGCUGUAAAUAUUGGAAAAAUGGACUCUCCCAUUGAGAAAUGGAAUCUAAUAAUUGGCAAUUUGGCCUUAAAACAGGUUCAGGCAACAGUAGUUGGUUUUCUGGCAGCAGUGGCUGCUGUUAUAUUGGGCUGGAUUCCGGAGGGUAAAUACCGCUUCGAUCAUUCGGUCCUUCUGUGUUCUAGCAGCGUAGCAACUGCAUUUAUAGCUUCUCUUUUACAAGGAAUAAUAAUGGUUGGAGUUAUUGUUGGAUCAAAGAAGACUGGUAUUAAUCCUGACAAUGUUGCCACUCCUAUAGCAGCAAGUUUUGGAGAUCUUAUCACCCUUGCUAUACUAGCAUGGAUAAGUCAGGGUCUUUAUACUUGCCUUGAGACAUAUUACUAUGUAUCUCCUUUGGUUGGUGCCUUUUUUUUGGCUCUGACUCCGAUGGGGAUUGUCAUAGCUGCCAAACACCCAGCUACCAGAACUGUUCUCCAUUCAGGAUGGGAGCCUGUUAUAACUGCCAUGGUUAUAAGCAGUAUUGGUGGCCUUAUACUGGACACAACUGUAUCUGAUCCUAACUUAGUUGGAAUUGUUGUUUAUACCCCAGUAAUUAAUGGUAUUGGUGGUAAUUUAGUAGCAAUUCAAGCCAGCAGAAUUUCUACCUACCUCCAUUUACACAGCAUCCCUGGAGAGCUGCCAGAAGAAGCCAAGGGUUGCUAUUACCCAUGCAGAACCUAUUAUGGUACAGGAGUAAACAACAAAUCAGCCCAAGUUCUGCUUCUUUUGGUGAUUCCUGGACACCUGAUUUUCCUGUACACUAUCCACUUAAUGAAAAGUGGUCACACUUCCUUAACUCCCAUCUUUAUAGCAGUGUAUUUGUUUGCAGCUCUGCUACAGGUGUUUACCCUGUUAUGGAUUGCUGACUGGAUGGUGCACCACUUCUGGAAAAAAGGAAAAGACCCUGACAGUUUUUCUAUUCCUUAUCUUACUGCACUGGGAGAUCUGCUUGGAACUGCCUUAUUAGCUAUAGGUUUUCAUUUUCUGUGGCUCAUAGGUGACAGAGAUGGUGAUGUUGGAGACUAG
This is a messenger RNA of Indicator indicator, 1722 nucleotides long. It is a transcript of the gene SLC41A2, whose product is annotated as solute carrier family 41 member 2. Gene Ontology annotation, molecular function: monoatomic cation transmembrane transporter activity. The transcript has 10 exons. Gene Ontology annotation, cellular component: plasma membrane. Bases 1 to 1722 code for a protein of 573 amino acids. The record is from RefSeq and is a predicted model, not a curated record. Gene Ontology annotation, biological process: monoatomic cation transport. NCBI's taxonomy places the organism in Eukaryota, Metazoa, Chordata, Aves, Piciformes, Indicatoridae.